Molecule: messenger RNA, 3203 nt
Organism: Nyctereutes procyonoides (raccoon dog)
Lineage: Eukaryota; Metazoa; Chordata; Mammalia; Carnivora; Canidae
Gene: MASTL
Product: microtubule associated serine/threonine kinase like
Exons: 13
Coding region: 60-2900 (946 amino acids)
Biological process (GO): peptidyl-serine phosphorylation; intracellular signal transduction
Cellular component (GO): nucleus
Molecular function (GO): ATP binding; protein serine/threonine kinase activity
Source: RefSeq, a predicted model, not a curated record
GCUGUGGCUGGAGGCGGGUGGUAGCUGAUGCUGCAGGCCUCCGUCUGGGCUGGCUCACGAUGGAGGCCACUGCGGGGAGCGAGACGGAGAGUGGCGGAGACACGGUCACAGCGGAGUGCGCGAACAGGAUCCCGGUGCCAAGACCUCCCUCCAUUGAGGAAUUCACCAUAGUAAAACCCAUUAGCCGUGGCGCUUUUGGGAAGGUGUAUCUCGGGCAGAAAGGCGGCAAGUUGUAUGCUGUGAAGAGAGAGAGAGAGGCAGAGACAAGGCAGAGACAUAGGCAGAGGGAGAAGCAGGCUCCAUGCACCGGGAGCCCGACGUGGGAUUCGAUCUCCGGUCUCUGGUCUCCGGUCUCCAGGAUCGCGCCCUGGGCCAAAGGCAGGCGCCAAACCGCUGCGCCACCCAGGGAUCCCUCUUUUUUUUUUUCUGACAGUUUCUUGAUGGUUGUCAAAAAAGCAGAUAUGAUCAACAAAAAUAUGACUCAUCAGGUACAAGCUGAGAGGGAUGCACUAGCACUAAGCAAAAGUCCUUUCAUUGUCCAUUUGUACUAUUCACUACAGUCAGCAAACAAUGUCUACUUGGUAAUGGAAUAUCUUAUUGGUGGAGAUGUCAAGUCUCUCCUACAUAUAUAUGGUUACUUUGAUGAAGAGAUGGCCGUGAAAUAUAUUUCUGAAGUAGCCUUGGCUCUGGACUAUCUUCACAGACAUGGAAUCAUCCACAGGGAUUUGAAACCAGACAAUAUGCUUAUUUCAAAUGAAGGUCAUAUUAAACUAACAGAUUUUGGGCUUUCCAAAAUUACUUUGAAUAGAGAUAUCAAUAUGAUGGAUAUCCUUACAACACCGUCAAUGGCUAAACCUAGACAAGAUUAUUCAAGAACCCCAGGACAAGUGUUAUCUCUCAUCAGCUCUUUAAGAUUUUACACACCAGCUGCAGAAAAAAACAAAGACUCUGCAAAUAUUCUUUCAACCCAUGUAUUUGAAACAUCACAGCUUUCUCAAGGACUAAUUUGUCCCAUGUCUGUAGAUCACAGGGAUACCACUCCUUAUUCUAGCAAACUACUACACUCAUGUCUUGAAACAGUUACCUCCGAUCCUGGGAUGCCUGUGAAGUGCCUGACGUCUAAUCUACUGCAGUCCAGGAGAAGGCUGGCUACAUCAAGUGCCAGCAGUCAGAGCCACACCUUCCUGUCCAGUGUGGAGUCUGAGUGCCACAGCAGUCCCAGAUGGGAAAAGGACUGCCAGGAAAGUGAUGAUGCACUGGGCUCUACAGUGAUGAGUUGGAAUAUAAUAGAAAAGCCUUCGUGUACAAAAUCUACCGAUGCCAUUGAGACAAAAGGUUUCAAUAAAAAGGAUUUUGAAUUAACCCUUUCUCCUAUUCAUAACAGCAGUAUCAUUCCUGCGACUGGAAGCUCUUGUGUAAACCUGGCUAAAAAAUGCUUCCCUGGAGAAGUUUCUAGGGAAGCAAGAGAACUGGACAUAAAUAAUGUUAAUGUGGCCACUGACACCACCCGGUGUGGUUUCCAUCAAUCGGAUCAGUGGGUUGUGGAUCCCAGUGAUGGGACUGAAGAAUACUGUGGAAAAAGAGGUUUUAAAAGAAAUUCUGAGUUAGUUGACUCUAGUCCUUGUCAGCACAUCAUACAGAAUAAAAAAAAUUGUAUAGAGCAUAAGUCUAGAAAUGAAAAAAGUAAUGGUUAUAUAAAUCAAAGGACAAGCUUAACCAAUGAAGUCCAAGACCUGAAGCUAUCGGUAUGUGAAAGUCAACAAAGUGACUGUGCCAAUAAGGAGAACAUGGUCAAUUCUUCCAUUGAUAAACAACAAACCCCAGAAAAAUCACCUAUCCCAAUGAUAGCAAAAAACCUUAUGUGUGAAUUGGAUGAAGAUUGCAACAAGAAUAAUAAGAAGUUCUUAAGUUCUAGCUUUCUGGGUUCUGAUGAUGAGAGAGCUUCUAAAAGUAUCUGUAUGGACUCUGAUUCAUCUUUUCCUGGAAUUUCUAUAAUGGAAAGUUCAUUAGAAAGGCAGUCCUUAGAUCCAGAUAAAAGCAUCAGAGAAUCUUCUUUUGAAGAAUCAAACAUUGAAGACCUACUUGCUGUAUCACCCAGCUGGCAAGAAAAUCCCUUGCCAAAAGAUGAUGAGAAUCCAGCUGUCCAAGCCAGUAGCCAAAAAAUGUUAGCUUCGUCUUCUGAUGUGUUAAAAACAUUAACCUUAUCUAAAAGAAAUGCAGUAGCUUUUCGAAGUUUUAAUAGUCAUAUUAAUGCGUCCAAUAACUCAGAACCAUCCAAAAUGAGUGUUACCUCUUUAGAUGCAAUGGAUAUUUCUUGUGUUUAUAGUGGUUCAUAUCCCAUGGCUAUAACCCCUAGCCAAAAAGGAAUAUCCUAUGUGCCAUAUCAGACCCCAAAUCAGGUCAAAUCAGAAACUCCAUACCGAACUCCAAAGAGUGUAAGGCGAGGGGCGGCCCCAGUAGAUGAUGCGCGAAUUCUUGGAACCCCGGACUACCUUGCUCCUGAGCUGUUACUGGGCAGGGCCCAUGGUCCUGCGGUCGACUGGUGGGCACUUGGAGUUUGCUUGUUUGAGUUUCUUACAGGAAUUCCUCCUUUCAAUGAUGAAACAUCACAGCAAGUAUUCCAGAAUAUUCUGAAAAGAGAUAUCCCUUGGCCUGAAAGUGAAGAAAAGUUAUCAGAUAAUGCUCAAAAUGCAGUAGAAAUACUUUUAACUAUUGAUAAUGCAAAAAGAGCUGGAAUUAAAGAGCUGAAAUGUCAUCCUCUCUUCAGUGACGUGGACUGGGAAAAUCUGCAGCAUCAAACUAUGCCUUUCAUACCUCAACCAGAUGACGAAACAGAUACAUCCUAUUUUGAAGCCAGGAAUAAUGCUCAGCAUCUGACCGUAUCUGGAUUUAGUCUAUAGCACAUCAUCAGUUUUCCCUUUAAUCUAAUCUUGUCUUACAGAAUAUGCUAGCAUAAUUAUAUACACCUUCAGAGUCGACUGAUCGAAGGGGGAAAAAGAAUCAUUACAUUACUUGGAUCAAUGAGUUUUCAGUGUAUAUUACAGCUUCCACACAGUUAAAAGUCUAUCAAGAUAACAAUCAGUACUUAUCUUAAUCUCAGAGUUGUAUAUAGAUCUUUAGAACCUUUUUCACUUUAUUUAUUUUGUUACUGCACUUUAUGAAAAGUAAUGCAUCAAUAAAAAUAAAAUGACACUACUCCGUUA